Messenger RNA from Necator americanus (New World hookworm), 1470 nucleotides. RefSeq lists its product as uncharacterized. Gene Ontology annotation, biological process: molting cycle, collagen and cuticulin-based cuticle; proteolysis. NCBI's taxonomy places the organism in Eukaryota, Metazoa, Nematoda, Chromadorea, Rhabditida, Ancylostomatidae. Gene Ontology annotation, molecular function: metalloendopeptidase activity; zinc ion binding. The transcript has 14 exons. The record is from RefSeq and is a predicted model, not a curated record. Bases 1 to 1470 code for a protein of 489 amino acids.
AUGUGGUCUUGGAUUCUACUGCUGGUCUUCUCAUACGCAACCCUAGCUGUUGACGAUGAAGCUAUUCAGAAGGCUACUGCAAUACUUGUGAGCAAUUCGACUGACUCCAAUGGGACUGCAGGACCAGAUGAGGACUAUAUAAAGAAGAUCGCUGCUAGCCUGGAGUUAUUUAACAUUAAGAAAUCACAGUUGAGCAGACAAGGUACACAGAGCAAACCUUUUGAUGAGAAAGGCUACCGUACUGCUGUUGGCCCUCGUGACACUAACCGUACUGCCCCUCCUGAAGCCAGCGAGCAUCUCAAAGCAGUUGCUUUAGAAGGCGAUAUGAUCCUCAGCCCUACUCAAAUUAACAAUAUGCUAACUGGGACACCGAGCAGAAAGCGAAGACAGAGUCAAACAGAUCCACGAUCGAUGUGGGACCCAAAUACACCUAUUCCCUACUAUAUCGACCCUUCGCUCUAUAAUACUGUCGGCCUGAUAAACCAAGCUAUCAAGUUCUGGACGGAUAACACGUGUCUUUCUUUCACGCCGAAUUCUAAUGCUUUCAAUCGUCUUCGAAUUUACAAAGGAAAUGGAUGCUGGUCGUAUGUUGGGAAGCAAUAUUCGUGGGCUAGCCAGGAUGUAUCAAUUGGAGAAGGAUGCAACAACCUUGGAACAGUUUGUCAUGAAAUCGCUCAUGCUCUCGGAUUCUACCAUACUCAAUCACGAUCCGACAGAGACAGCUACAUAUACAUCAAUUAUGGAAAUGUCGAUGGAUCCUUGCAGUACAAUUUCCAGAAGCUCAGUACAUCAGCUGAAAAGCAUUAUGGAAUGGCUUACGACUACGGGAGUGUCAUGCAGUACAAUCCAUACGCAUUUGCCAUCAACUACAACAUUCCCACCUCUGUGGCUCGUGAUGUUAAUUACCAAAAUAUGAUGGGACAGAGAGAUGGGCCAGCGUUUUCCGAUGUGAAGCAGAUGAACCUACUUUACAAUUGCGCUGCAAGAUGCCGCUCGAGACCGCCAUGUCAGAAUAACGGUAUCGUCAACUCUAGAACGUGUACUACUUGCAUCUGUCCUCGAGCAUUUGCUGGAAACUACUGUAAUUCGCUUAGACAAGGCACCGGAUCAGCAUGCAACGGACAAGUCAUACAGGCAACCUCUUCGUCAUUCGCCUCUUUCACAGCGACGGUUGGCAAUGGAAUGAGCUACCAAUACAGCACCACCCCUUCGGAGUGUUUCUGGACUAUAAGUGCUCCUGCUGGACGACGUAUACAGUUCCAAAUCAAGAGUCUUGACACUAAUUGCAUGGAAGGUUGCAAUUGGUCAGGAUUCGAAGUGAAUACUGGAAACCUUGACCUCGCUGGAAUGUUAGUGUGCUGUUCUUCGAUCUCCAGCACUAUGUUCACCUCCCUAGGGAACAUGAUUACUAUUAGAGGAGUAUCGCGAUACAACAACGCAAACAUGGGAAUCAGCUACCGCGUGGUUUAG